UCCACCGGCAGCUUUCCCCAACGUCCAGCGCCCGCCCGCUGCAGAUCACUGAACCGCUGAACGUGCCCCUCUGCUUCGCUGACCUUCCACUGGACUGACAUCUUGUUUGCCAUCAUCACCACCCUUGCCGCCGCCGACCUCUCGACUACAUCCGAGCUAUAUUGACGACGAAGUUCGAGAUACCCGCGGAAGUACGAGUGCUGCAAAGACAGACACCAUGGACAACGACAUCCCCAUCACAGGUCUUGACGACCUCACGGCACACAUGGACGCUCUAAUCGCCGACCCUUCCACUCCUCUCAACGCCAAACUGUUCGACGACAUCGAGCUACAGCUAACCGACUUCAACACCCCACCCCUCCUCCCCUCCCUCCUCCCCCGCCUCGUCCAAAUCCUCCACACCACCCCCUCGGACCCAACCACCCCAGCCUCCCUAACCACCAAACUCCUCCGCCCUCUUUCGUUUUCACAAAUCACCUCCCUCGCGCCUCCCGAGUCCCUAAUCCAAGCGCUCGAAUCGCCCUUCCCCGCCGCCAACAUUUUGGGAAUGACGAUACUACACAAAGCCGCUGCCGCUCCUAGCGAAGUAGCGCAGCUAGCGGAGACGCGGGAAGUAGUCAAGGCGUUCGUCAGGACUUGGCUAGGCAGUAGCGAGGUGGGAGUGGGAGAGAAGGGAGGGAAGGUGAUGGGGGAUUUGUUGGAUGUGGAUUGCGAGCUGGAGCCACCGGCGCGGCCGCAACGGAGGGCUGGGGCUGGACAACAUCAUGCGUUGGAUGCCGGGAUGCCGACGUGGCAUGAUAUGGUUUUGCGGAAAGAAAAGGGGUCUGGAGCGUUGUGGAAGAGGAUAUUUGCAGAUGAAGAGGUUUAUGGCCUGGUGUUGGAUUUGUUGGCGGGACGGCAUGAGGAUACGGAUGUUACCUCUGCUGAUGCUGGGGAUGAGAAGGAGGGACGCAAACAAAAGGCGAGGCAAUUGACGCUGGCGCAGGGGAGGAUACUUAGGAUCUUACCGAGGCUGGCGGCGUUGGAUCUGGAGAAGGUGGUUAGGAGCGAGGUGAGGGCGCCAGAGCCGGGGUAUUAUGCUACUGCUACGGCUGCGGCGACGAACGGGACUUCAACGAACGGCCACGGUACCCCAGGACCUAGACCUAAUGGCACGACCAGCAGCCGCCCGAAUCACAAUGGCGAUAUCCUCAUGAACGGAGUAGAAGAGGAGGAGGAGGAACAAGCGCAGAUGCCAUUGCCGGCACCACCAAAGACAGGCCAAGGCCUGCUUCACUUUGCAGCUCUGCGCAUGGUCGACAGGAAUGAUAUCCUCAUGCACUUGUCGUUAAUAGACUUCUUCGAGGCUUUUGUCGGGCUGAUGCGGGUGACGCCUCAUUCGGAGUACAAGGUUGAGACGGUCAAGGAGAUUUUGAGAGAGGCGUUGGCGGAUGAUAAGUUGUCGAGGGAGAACCUGGAGAGUUUGCCGGAUAGGACGGUGGAUGAGGAGAAGGAGGAGUUGAGGGGGUGGUUGAGGGAGGUUUUGCCGGGAGAGGAGGUUGAUGUGGUGAUGAGGUAGGGGACCGAACGGUGUCAGCUGGUUAUGAGACACCUUGGAGGGCCGAUAAUGGGCUGGCUGGCUGGCAAUGGACUGGGAUCAACGGAAAGGGAAAUGGAGCAUUGGUGUUCGGAUUAGUAUGGGAUGGGUUUGAUAAGCAUUGCGUUAGAGCACUUGGGGGGUUAUUAUGGUAUUAUGAUAUCAUGAAGAGAGCAGUCAGUAUUCGAUAUGUUUUGCUCCACGCGCGAGUACUCACGUUGGGAGUACAAUCUG
Messenger RNA from Neurospora tetraspora, 1810 nucleotides. RefSeq lists its product as uncharacterized. The transcript has 2 exons. The record is from RefSeq and is a predicted model, not a curated record. The coding region runs from base 218 to 1558 and encodes 446 amino acids. Lineage: Eukaryota; Fungi; Ascomycota; Sordariomycetes; Sordariales; Sordariaceae.